Messenger RNA from Amphibalanus amphitrite, 2820 nucleotides. RefSeq lists its product as uncharacterized. Gene Ontology annotation, molecular function: aspartic-type endopeptidase activity. Gene Ontology annotation, biological process: proteolysis. Bases 1 to 2820 code for a protein of 939 amino acids. NCBI's taxonomy places the organism in Eukaryota, Metazoa, Arthropoda, Thecostraca, Balanomorpha, Balanidae. The record is from RefSeq and is a predicted model, not a curated record. The transcript has 4 exons.
AUGGAGCAGGAAGAGAGUCUGGAGGAGUUCCUGGGCAGACUACGGACGCAAAUCCUGCGCUGCGGCUACGAGCCGGCGCAGGUGGACCGUGAGUUGAGAGACCGAUGCGUCCUGGGCAGCCGAGGUGAGCUACAGAGGAAGCUGGUCCGGGAGGCGGCGCUAAAGGGUGACGACCUCUCUCUGGAGGACGUCCGGCGGACGGCACGGGCGCACAGGGACGUGAUGGAUCUGACGACGCGGCUGUCAGGGGCGCCGGCGCCGGCCGAGACGGACGGGGAGGCAGUUCACCUGGUGCGACGCCCGCAGCGGACGGAGAGGCGUGACUGCGGCAAACAGCGAACUGGCGUGAAGCUGGUUCAGGACGGCGACCAGGCUGACUGGCAAGUCAGCGCCGUGCAGCCAGCCGCAGCUGAGUGGGCGACGGUCAGGGUGAACGGCCAGGAGUUCACCAUGCUGAUCGACACUGGCUCACCGGUGACUAUAAUCAGCGCGGAGACUCACAUCCCCGGUCUGACGCUGCGGCCGAGUGAGCUGCACCUCACGUCAUUCACCGGCCAGCAAAUCCGUCUGCGAGGCGAGGCCGACGUCAACGUGGAGACGGACGGCCGAGCGACACGGCUGCGACUCGUCGUGUCCGACAUGGGCUCUCACCGACCUCUCAUGGGACGAGAGUGGAUCAAGGCGCUGAGGACGGCGUCGGGUCUGGAGACGCUGAACGUGUGCCCGGUGGCGACUCAGCCGACGCUGAAGGAGGUGAUGGACAAACACCGUGAGGUGUUCAAAGAAGAACUGGGCAGAAUCCCGGUGAAGGUGGCGCUCAGACUGAAGGAAGGCGCCAAACCGGUCUAUCGACGCGCCAGACCAGUGCCGUUUGCGCUACAGCAAGAUAUCGAGCGGGAGCUCGACAAGUGGCUGGAUCAAGGGAUCGCCGAGAAGGUGCCUCCUGGACACUUCUCCGGAUGGGGUACGCCGCUCGUACCCAUCCCCAAGAAGGACGGCGUGCGGCUGUGCGCGGACUAUCGGAUCACGGUGAACCCGCAGCUGCAGCCUCUGAAGUAUCCGAUGCGCACGCCGGAGGAGCUAUUCGCCAGCAUCCGAGGGAAAAAGUUCUGCAAGCUGGACUGCAGGAACGCCUAUCUCCAGUGUGAGCUGGACGAAGAGAGCCGAGAGAUGACCACCGUGACCACACACCGUGGUGCGAUGCGGAUGAACCGUCUCCCGUACGGGAUCAGCACCUGUGGAGCGCAGUUCCAGGCGAUCAUGGACCAGGUGCUGGAUGGUCUUCCAGGAGUCGUCUGUUACCUGGACGACGUGCUGAUCGGCGCCGACAGUGACCGUGAGCUGAUGGACAGGCUGGACCGGGUGCUGGAGCGGCUGAAGGACAACGGCGUCCGCCUCAAGAAAGAGAAGUGCCAGUUCGGAGUCCGAGAAGUGGUGUAUCUCGGUUGGCGACUGUCUGAGGCGGGUCUGAGCCCGGUGCAAGAGAAGACGGCGGCCGUCACAGCAGCACCUGACCCUCGGAACGUGCAGGAGCUGCGAUCUCUGAUCGGGUCAGUCAGCUAUUAUCAGCGGCUGCUGCCCAACCUGUCUACCGUGCUAGCGCCGCUCUACGCGCUACUGAAGACGGGCGUCAAAUGGGCAUGGACGGCGGAGUGCGCCGCGGCAGUGCGCCGUGUGAAGGACAUGCUGUCCACGGCGCCGGUCCUGAUGCGGUACGACCCCGUGCUGCCGCUGCGGCUCGUCACGGACGCCAGUGCGACAGGAGUCGGAGCGGCUCUGAUGCAAGUGACGCCCGAGGGGCUCGAGAGGCCGGUACAGUACGCCUCCCGAACGCUCACUCCAACGGAGAGGAAGUACGCCCAGGUGGAGAGGGAAGCCGCAGCCGUCUCGUUCGGAGUGCGGCGGUUCCACCAGUUCCUGUUUGGUCGGCCGUUCACCCUGGUGGUCGACAACAGGACGCUCUCCAGGAUCCUGAACCCGGACCGUGAGCUGCCCUCUCUGGCGGCGGCUCGCAUGCAAAGGUAUGCGCUGCAGCUCGCGGCGUACCAGUACAAGAUCGAGCUGCGCCGGACGGAGGACAUGAGGCUGGCGGACACGAUGUCCCGUCUGUCGGUGCCGGACGAGGCGGAGAACCGGCUGUCGGCAGAAGAGGAGGCGGCGUACGGCGGAGGCGGCGUAAUGUUCAUCGCCGAACAGGGGCCGUGUCUGACCGCGCAGCAGAUAGCAGUGGCCACGCGCCGAGACCCGGUGCUCGCCCGCGCUCUGGCGGCGGUGCGAUCGGGCUGGCCGGCGGUGGUGGACCCGGACCUGGCUCCCUUCAAGAAUCGCCGAGAGGAGCUGACGACCGAGGCCGACUGUCUGCUCUGGGGCGGCCGAGUCGUCAUCCCGACCAACCUGCGCGACACCGUCAAGCGGGAGCUGCAUGAGGGUCACUUCGGCUGCACUCGCAUGAAGCAGCUGGCGAGGCGCUUUGUGUGGUGGCCGGGACUCGAUGCUGAGCUGGAGGCGCUGGCUCGCGGGUGUCAGGCGUGCGUCUCAAAGCGAGCUGAGCCGCCGCAGGCGACACGGCACCCGUGGGAGCCGACGGACGGCCCGUGGCAGCGGGUGCAUGCCGAUUUUGCCGGACCUCUGAAGGGCACCUGGUUCCUGGUGAUGGUGGAUAGUUUCUCCAAAGUGACGCCCCACGCCGCGACCGGACGGACUCCCGCUGAGAUGCUGUUCGGGCGGAACCUCCGCACUCGUAUGAACCUCAUGGUUCCGAGCGCCGAGACAGCUCUGCAGGCGGCUCGGGACCGGCAGCCUGUUGGCGGCGGCGGCUGA